GUUUAAGUGAUAGUUCAUUUGUGGAUAUUUUGUUUUUUUGGAAAACCAAUAAGAAAAAUAUAUAGUAAAAUGAUUACAAUUUCAAAAAUUUAUACGAAUUGUUUCCUAAUUGUCGUCGGCAUUUUGUGCGCAAGUGCACUUAUCGAACAAAUGGAUGAUACGGAUUUAGUGCAUUUAAUUACCGCCAAAGACAAUGUUAUCGUUUUAUUUACGAAAGAUAAUUGUGUGGAUUGCGACGAACUACAGGUUGUCGUGGAAAAUAUUCAAAAUGAAUUGAAGGAAACGAUAGGAGCGAUUAUAGUUAAAGCUCAUAAUAGCCAUAUGGUGAAUGUAUAUGAUCCGUCCAAGGAGCCUUCACUCAUCUAUUUCAGACAUGGCAGCCCGUUACUUUACUUUGGCGAUUAUAAAGAAGAUGAAAUCGUGCAAUUAUUUACCGAAAAUCAAGAACCAAUUGUGAAAGAGCUAUCAGAUAAGAACUUUGAACAUCUUACACAAGCAGCAACUGGUGCCACUACAGGCGAUUGGUUUGUCUUUUUUUACUCGACAGAUUGUGUCUUUUGUUUGCGUUUACACGCUGGCUAUGAGGCCGUGGGAGCACGUCUAAAGCGUCGUUUAAACUUUGCCCGUGUCGACCGUUUAGGUGCCGGCAUUUCAACGGGAAAGCGUUUCCACGUUGUAGAAUCACCGCAAUUUAUGUUCCUUCGCCAAGGACAUGUGUUUCGGUAUACAGCUAAAGAUUAUGCACCGGCGAAACUUAUUGAAUUUGUCGAAACUGGUUAUCGCAAACAAACUCAUCCGGAACCUGUACCACCAGAGGCUAAUUCGAUAAAUAAUUUCUUUGCGGGCCAAUUGCAAGCGUUGACAAACAAUCGACAAUUACUUAUAAUUGCCUCAGUGAUAAUUGGUACCUUUGCUUUAAUUGCAGUUGUGAUGAAAACUUUGGCGGAAAAGAAAUCAGCAAAAGCUAAAAGAGCUGGCAAAUCUAAGUAAAUCGGAGAAUUUAAGGCGAAUCUCAAAAUACUGUAGGCAUAACACACGCGCACACACAAUUCCAA
Glossina fuscipes is the source of this 1055-nucleotide messenger RNA. RefSeq lists its product as uncharacterized. The record is from RefSeq and is a predicted model, not a curated record. NCBI's taxonomy places the organism in Eukaryota, Metazoa, Arthropoda, Insecta, Diptera, Glossinidae. The coding region runs from base 70 to 990 and encodes 306 amino acids. The transcript is spliced from 5 exons.